AUGGGGAACAGAAUGGAACGUCCCCGAGGGCAUUCCGCCCGGCUCCCGCGGUCCCGGCGGCGCAGGGGGUCCUUCCGCACCUGCCACGGCCGCGCCCGGGCCAGCGCGUGCGUCCCCGCGAGGAGCGUGGCUCCCUCGGCAGAGGCCGACCCGCCGGCUCGCUCCUUCACUCCGCAAACGCGCCGGGAGCGCACGUGCCGCCACGGCCUCCCGCGCGCGGUGCCCGCAGAACGCGCCGCGAGGUGCCAUUUCUCCCGUUCCUUUACGUGUCUUACGCAGCCGGGAAUUCAGGGGGGAAGACAACCGCGUCCAGUCGGGCAGGGACGACACCACGGAGGCGCCGGGGCCGAGACCGCCGGGGACACUCCGCGCGCCAGCGGGCCACCGGCCGGGGCACCCGCGGCGGCCGCCUCUCGGCGCGGCCGGGCGCAGACGGACCUCGGCCAGCCUCCUUCCCCAGUCCGAUUACGCAACAACUUUGCCUCCGUCAUCUUCGCCCUAAUCGUGCAGGGGGCGGUGUCUGCGCGCUCGCGGUCUCCCGCUCGGGGCCGUCGCGCUCCCCGGGGAGACGCGCGGGGCGUUGUAAUCGCCGCCGACGCAGCGCCGCGGGGCUCCAGCCGGCCGCCGGCCCCUCCGCACGGCCCCCGCCCCGAGCGCCCGCGGCUCGCCAGCGCCCCCUCCCCGGCGCCCACCCGGAGGAGGCGGACGGGUCCUCGGCGAGGUGCGGGGAGGGGCCGGCGGAGGUCCGUGCCACGCCCGGGUCGCCGCCGCCCGCGGCCCUCGGCCGGCGGUGGGUCGGCAACAGGUAGCCCCGCCGCUGCGUGCUCGGGAGACAAAAAGCGCCUGCGAGCGGGCGCGGACCGCGGGGCUCCCGGAGGCUCCGCGGCGCCGGAGGGCGAAGGCGGCGGCGGGAGAGCUGGACGGCGGGGGCCGCGGGGGGGGGGGUCUCGGUCCGUCCGCGGCUCGCCCCGCUGGGGACGCCGGCGCCGGCCGCUGCGCAACCCCAGCGCGGGGCGCGGAUCCUCGCGGCGCUCGGGCGGCGGCGCUGGCCGCGGUCGCGGAGGGACGCGGGCGGCCGGCGGCGCAGCGGGGAGGUGGUGGCGGGGCGGGGGGGGGGGAGCGGGCGGGGGGGACGGGGGGCGGGCCCGGGGGGGCGGGGCCGCGGAGAGCCCGCCCCCGCCGGCCGCGGCCAUUGGCGGCGGGCCGGGGGCGGGUGCGGGCGCGGCGAUUGGGGCCGCGGCCGCCCAUCACCGCGAGGCUGGCGGGCGGCGACGUAGCGCGGCGCUCGGAACUGACCUACUAACACACAUCUCCCGGCGCGGCCACGGCGCCCGCGGACCCGGCGCGCCGCCCGCCUCCCGCGCCGCGCCCUCGCCGCCGCCCGCCGCCGCCCGCCGCCCCGGAGGCCCGGCCCGAACCCCGCGCGCCGCGGCGCCCCGCUCCCGGCCGCCCGCGCGCUCUCCCCGCCGCCCGGGCUCGCCGGCCCGAGAGCAGGAACACGGUAAGCGCUCCGCCCACCGCCGGCCCGGCCCGGCGCCCCGCUCCCCGCCCGCUGCCGGGGCGCGCGGCCGGCGGGCGCGGGGCGCGGGCCGGGCUGCGCGCGGGGCUGGCCGGCGGCGGCGAGAGUGCGCGGGGCGUUCGUUACAUAAACUUUUGCUGCCUUGGCGGGGGGGGGGCACUCGCCACCCGAAGGCGGCCGCUUCGGCUGCAGCGCCCUCGCGCCGGCUCGCGCCCCCCCGCCGCGGUUGCAUAAUGUCUCCCGAUUUCAGGAAAAUUGAUGUUUCGGUGGAGGAGAGCGCCGGGGACGCUGAGCCACCUCGAGCGGGAAGCGCGGCGCUGCCUCCUUCCUCGUCCCUCCUGCGGGGCUGGCGGCGGGGGCGGCGGGGGCGGCGGGGGCGCGGGGCGCCGAGUGCCGGGGCUGGUCCGGGGCGGCCGGCGGGGAAGGCGCGUCGGCAGCGUGAACCGUGA
Messenger RNA from Neogale vison (American mink), 1968 nucleotides. RefSeq names its product collagen alpha-1(I) chain-like. The transcript has a single exon. Bases 1 to 1968 code for a protein of 655 amino acids. NCBI's taxonomy places the organism in Eukaryota, Metazoa, Chordata, Mammalia, Carnivora, Mustelidae. The record is from RefSeq and is a predicted model, not a curated record.